CGCCCUUUAAACGGAAGGUGGCGUACCAAAAUAAUUUUCUUUGGGAGGAUCCGAACUAUUAGUCCUUUUGUAGCCUGUAAGCAGGAGCUGGCUUUCGGUAUCUUCUUGCCCAUUUGACCAAGACAAAACCAGACAGAGAACAGGAUGAAUACAGGGAUAAUGGCAUAUGACAGACUGGACAAAGUGGGUAAAGAAGAUUACAUUCUGAACCUUACUGAACGGCUCAUCCUGACCAUCACCAGAGGUGACUACCAGGGAUACACCGAGUUGACUGACCCAAAUCUGACAUGCUUUGAACCAGAAGCAUUCAGCAAUCUUGUCGCUGGGAUGGACUUCCAUAAGUUUUAUUUUGAUAAUCAUGUAAUAUCUAAACCACAUCCUGGGUAUGCCAUCAAAACGCACCUCUUGAAUCCGAAAGUUCACAUGCUUGGUGAGAAUGCAGCAUGUAUUGCGUAUGUCAGGGUGACGCAGUACGUGGACAAGGAUCGUAAGACUAAGAGUAUGCAGUCAGAGGAAACACGAGUUUGGCAUCGGAUUAACAAUCGAUGGAUGAGUGUUCACUUUCAUCGCUCUGGUGCCACGUCGGCCCCACAAUGGUAACCAGUUUACCAGUUUAGAGAGAUGGUGGCACCAGUAUCAUGAUUGCAAAAAAUGGCAUUUAACAAGUUUGCUUCAAUGGUUAGCCUAAGCAAUGUUAGUAUUCUAUAGAUAACGCUGAUUGAUGCACUAAAUAUGUGUGUUUUAAAACAUUUGAUAUUUUAAUAUUAUCAAAAUAGUCCACAACUUAACAGCACAAAUUAGUGUAGAAUGUUCAUUUUUGUAGUAGUAUAUACUCAUAGAUACUUGAGAAGGGGGUAUAUAUUCUAUCUUGAUGGCUAGACCGUCACGUGGCUAAUGAAUCCAAAAUGAUCUGUGUAUUGGUUUCAUUUUAGUGUGGAAUAAACAAAACUUUCUGUUCCUACUGUAGAGUGGACCUUGCUGAAUGGACACCUCUACCAGCCGGACAGCCUCUGCAGCUGGUCGAUAACUUGACAUUCUACCUAAUUCUACCUCUCUGUAAGGGAUAGGACUGUCUGACACAGAGGUGUCCUUCGAGGUUCCAGUGCAGGUUUAUAAAGAGUUGAUUAAAAGGUCCAUGAUAGAAUCAUUGAGGAAAUAUAUUUUGUUGUAAUAUACAAGACGAUAUGGACAGCUAAUCUAUAAUGAUGGGUAUAAUAAUGUUAAUGGGAUGAAUUGUGAAAUUACCACUAAUAGAUCGAUGCAACAGGUGUGGUUUAUGGUUCUAACCAAUUUGUGACCAGAACAAUCUAUUGUAUGUGAUCAACAGUAAUGCAGUAAGUUAUUUCAUAGUUCCUGUCAUAAGAUGUAGAUUUCACUGAAUGUAAUUGUUUUUGCAUAUGCACAUGUACAAUGUAUAUAUUUGCUCAAGUGAUGUUAUGUAACCAGGUAAAGGUGAUGUAUAGAUUUUAGUGAAAAUACAAUGUAUUUUUCUUAUCGAAA
Molecule: messenger RNA, 1500 nt
Organism: Lineus longissimus
Lineage: Eukaryota; Metazoa; Nemertea; Pilidiophora; Heteronemertea; Lineidae
Product: calcium/calmodulin-dependent protein kinase type II delta chain-like
Exons: 6
Coding region: 145-600 (151 amino acids)
Biological process (GO): protein phosphorylation
Molecular function (GO): calcium/calmodulin-dependent protein kinase activity; calmodulin binding
Source: RefSeq, a predicted model, not a curated record